UCUCUCAAAGCGCGAAUGUUCACACUGCCGGUUGUCAGUCUACCUUAUCCAACGAGACCUUGUGCGCUUAGCCAAGAUUAUAUAAAGGCUAUCUUCGUGAGGAGAUCAUUCAAAGCAACUUUAGACAAGAUGUUACUUCGCGUGUUUAAUCUAAUCAGUUUUGCAGCAUUCGGAUUAUGUGUGGCAAAGGAACAAAUGCUUCCUGUAACCAUAUGCCAUCGAGAUGCGAUGGAUUAUUCUACCUGUUUAAGAGAUGCAAUACAAGAAGCAUGGCCACGAUUUAUUCCAGGACUUCCGGAAUUCAACUUUCCUCCCAUAGAUCCUGCGUUUUACGAUCAUCAUUACGCCACUUACGAUAAUGGAGAAUUACACAUCAGUGCUCACUCAAUCAAUAGUACUUUCAUCGGUCUUAGAGACGUUCGCUUCUUGGAUGUAAAAGCAUAUUUUACCGACAAUAUAUUCCACUUGGAAAUUGUAUUUCAAACGCCACAGGUCAGUUUAGAGGGCCUAGCUCAUGUGGUUGGCAGGGUGGGUCCGUUCGGAAUAAACAGCACAGGACACUACAAACUAGUUGCAACAGACAACCUACUGAGAUGGCAUAUAUUGGGGCCUGUAGUAAAUGACAGAUGGAUCGUAGAACGUUUUAUUCUAAGUCCAAGAAGAAUUAAGAAAGUAGAAACAUACUUGACUGGUUUCCUCGGCAGCGAAGAACUCGAUAAGCUCUUCCAAGACUUUACAAACGAAUAUUGGCCGGCGAUAUUGCGAAUAGUAGCACCAGUUGUUACCAAAACGGUGGAGCCGAUGUUUGUCGAAACUACCAAUUGCUUAUUUUCGAAUGUUUUUUUCUCAAAAGUAUUUCCGAAAUAAAAUGCAGAAAUUUAUUAAACAUGAAGAGAAAUGACAAAUCAUGCGAUAUCUCUAAGAACAUAUUCAACUUUGUGUAUAUACUGGGUAAGAUAACCUAAGUUUUGUAAAUCUUGUAUAGAUACAUGGUGCUCCAGACUUAUCGUAUAAUCCGUUAAUGGUAGAUUCCCGAACUCAUUUGGAGAAAAUCCUAAUAUCAAAAACGAUCCUUUAUUCAACUCGAUAGGAACAAUAACAAAAAACUAUUGUCAUCACUAUUAUUAUCAUCACUAUUAUUCGUCGGUUUUGUGAACAAAGAAAUAAUUUCGAGUGUCAUUGUUUCUAUCAAGUUGAGUGAACUAUUGUAGAAAGGCUCUUUUGAUAUACGAUGUAACGAUUAGUUUCUUCGUUACUUUAAAUAUAAGGUUCGGGGCUCGAGAUACGAACAAGAGGAUGGUGACGAAAGAUUAUCUGUUUCAAAUUAAAAUAUUCAAAUUCCGUGAGCAGAGGAGAACAAUUAUAUUUUUGUUAUACAAUACUUAGAAGCGAGGAAAUCAUUGUACAAGUCGUGUCAUUAUCCAAUAUAAAAGUGCGGAAAUCAUAUUACAAAUCGUGUUAUUAUCCAAUACAUAAAAGCGCGGAAAUCAUAUUACAAAUCAUAUUAAUACUCAUCUGAGUUUUCGAAUAAAACGGAGCGCCUGAUCCCUCGUUGGCUCUUUCACCUGCUUAAGGGUCCUUUGACUCGGAAAUUGAUCCCUCGUGUUUGCUGAGAGAGUGCUGAUUAAUUAGUUAUCGGCCAAGUCCAAUCCUUUCCAGGAUACGGCGUCAAUAAUGAUACUCGUUGCGAGCUAAGUCAGAGCCUCGAUAUUCCAAUGGAAUAGAGUCCAAACGGCUGUCCAUAAUGGCUGAUAAUACGUCGUUGUAGAAUUGCUGAGAAUGGUGUUGUCUUCUCAGGACCCCGAAACGAGAGAGGACGUGGCAGGCGAUUACGCUCCUUUAUCAAUAUCGAUCGACGAUCGAUAUACAUGCGCAGAUAGGACUAUUCGUCUCGCAUGCGCAGUAGAUCGAUUAGACAGUGCUGUCAUAGGCCGUACUGGCGCGCGCUAUACAAAUAACUAUAGUGUCGAAUAGACUCACGUCUUACAACGAUAUCCCUGAGCGCGCGACAUUUUGACAAGUUGAGUGGUGAACUUUUAACCAUUCCCGUUUAAAAACUAUAGGACCGAAACAUUUUGAUAUUAGAAUUUUGGUCUCGAAAUGAACUACCAUUAACGACAGGUCUGGGACAUCCUGCAUAUGUAUGCUUUUGUAAGAUUCUUAGCUGAGCGGUUGCUAGGACAAUUAUUACGUGAAUCAGAUUGAGUAGGAUAUUCUUAAAUAAGACACUUUCGUAUAAGUGAACAAACAACAAAGCGUAUAUUUCAAUGACAAAUAUAAGUGAGCGAACAACGAAGCGUGUAUUCAAACGACAAAGAUAAACGACUACAAAUGACUCCCGAAAUCACGUCUGACCGCGAUAACGUCUCGAAGGAGAGUGUCGAAUAAUAUCGGAGCUCGGAUAUUCGUCCUAUUUUCCUUUGUUUGCCUACUUCUAUUUCUAUAUACAUCUAUAUACAUUGAUCCAGGGCCGUAUCCUUCUCUUUGUUGUUGUGUCAUAUAUAUGUAUGCAUAUGUUAUUGACUCCAGUACGACGAGGAAAACGACUAGAUAUUUUAAAUACAUGAAACGCAUUUCGCGAUAAAGUGUUGGAUAAGGUAGAUCGAUCAAACCAAGGAGUGAAUAUUCACGAUUUGAGAGAUGACGUGACGAUCCGCGCUAUAAGCAAUUCCACGAGUGACAAUCCGCUUCUAGUAUAAUUAAUUUUACUGUCUUUUAUAUUAUUGUUAAUAGUGACAAAUAUAAUAUUGUUUUUAUAUCAAAUGCCAUGCUUGAUUUGGAAAUCUUUAUGGCUUAUUACUUCAAACGCAACGUACUUGCAAAAAUACUAUAUUUGAAGUUUUG
This is a messenger RNA of Ooceraea biroi (clonal raider ant), 2844 nucleotides long. RefSeq lists its product as uncharacterized. Gene Ontology annotation, biological process: multicellular organismal reproductive process. Lineage: Eukaryota; Metazoa; Arthropoda; Insecta; Hymenoptera; Formicidae. The record is from RefSeq and is a predicted model, not a curated record.